AUGGUCUCAACAUCAUUCUGUUAUGGUUGCGUAUAUAUCACACGAUAUGAAGAUCAAGGUGUAGGAUUACAGUGGCAAAAUUUUUGGACCAGUCCUGAUCCCAGAGAUGAGAUGUCAUUUGGUUUAGCCAUAGUUAUGAUGCUUGUUGGAAGUUUAAUCUAUUUUAUGCUGGGAUGGUACAUUUCUAAUGUAUGGCCAGCAAAUUUAGCACGUAAACAGCCAUGGUAUUUCUUUAUUUUGCCAAAAUAUUGGAAUUCAUAUAAAAAACAAAAAAGUAAGAAAUUUUCUCCUGAAUAUCCUCUACCACUGAAUCCAGCAAUAUUUAUAGAUAAUCAAUUGAAAGUAACACAUAAAGAUGAAAACUUAUCUGGAACAACUGGCCAAAUUGGAAUAUCUCUAAACAAUUUGUAUGUCAUAUAUAAUAAAAACAAGUCAAAGGAAAGAAUUGCUGUUGCAGGUUUAUCAUUAGACUUAUUUGAAGGACAUAUUACAACACUUUUAGGACAAAAUGGAGCUGGAAAAACAACAACAAUCAAUGUUUUGACCGGACAGCAUCCUCCUACCAGCGGUGCAGUUUUUGUAUAUGGAAGAACAAUACCAGAAGAAUUUUCGGAAAUCCAAAAACUUCUUGGUUAUUGUCCACAGUACAAUACUUUAUUUGACAGAAUGACUAUUAGAGAACAUCUUAAAUUCUAUGCUCAACUUAAAGGAAUUCUUUGUGGUAAAAAACUCGAAAAAGACAUCAAUGACAUGCUGCAAAGUAUGGGUUUAUGGAAUCAGCAAAAUGAACAGUCACGCUACCUGUCUGGUGGAAUGCGGCGACGUUUAUGUGUGGCUUUGGCAUUCAUUGGUGGAUCUAAGUUAAUCAUUUUAGAUGAACCAACAAGCAGUGUUGAUCCAGUAGCAAGACGUAAUAUAUGGGAUCUAAUAAUGAAAUGUAGAUAUGGUAAAUAUGAAUAUUAUAAACACAUCUACUUAGUCUACCUAGCAAUUCAUGUUUUUAGUAUGAUAUUAAAUAUUAAAAAGUCCAAUUACUUUAAUGAUAUCAACAAGUGUUUUUUAGUAAUGAAUAAAUUUAUGUACAAUUCCUAAUAGAUUUUCUUUAAUG
Messenger RNA from Centruroides sculpturatus (bark scorpion), 1108 nucleotides. Its product is annotated as ATP-binding cassette sub-family A member 3-like. Lineage: Eukaryota; Metazoa; Arthropoda; Arachnida; Scorpiones; Buthidae. The record is from RefSeq and is a predicted model, not a curated record. Bases 1 to 1092 code for a protein of 363 amino acids. Gene Ontology annotation, cellular component: membrane; intracellular membrane-bounded organelle. The transcript has 6 exons. Gene Ontology annotation, biological process: transmembrane transport; lipid transport. Gene Ontology annotation, molecular function: apolipoprotein A-I receptor binding; lipid carrier activity; ABC-type transporter activity.